AUGUCUCCAAAUCACCUUCUCAUUUUGUUCUUCUUCAUAUCUGCCUCCAAAUCAAUCUUACAAAUCCCAGAAAUUCCUCAGUUCCCUCGCAACUCUCCUCAGUAUAACCAAUACCCAUUUUGCAACACCUCUUUGAGGAUAGCCACCAGGGCCAAGUCUUUAAUAUCUCUCCUCACUCUUCAAGAAAAGAUCCAACAACUCCCUGACAAUGCCUCUGCAAUUCCGAGACUUGGCAUUCCUGCCUAUGAAUGGUGGUCUGAAUCUCUCCACGGAAUUGCCACCAAUGGCCCUGGAAUCAACUUCAAUGGAACCAUGCCUUUAGCCACUAGUUUCCCUCAAGUUAUUGUCACUGCAGGUUCUUUUAAUAAGACCCUUUGGUCCAAGAUUGGACCAGCUGUAGCUACUGAGGCUAGAGCCAUGUACAACUAUAGCCAAGCUGGGCUGACGUUUUGGGCGCCAACUAUUAAUCUUUUUGGGGACCCCAGAUGGGGGAGAGGACAGGAGAGUCCUGGGGAAUUAGAUCCUAUGCUUGUUUCUGCUUAUGCUAUUGAGUAUGUCAAGAGUUUUCAGAGUGGGAAGUGGGACGGUGAGGGUGGUGAUGAUGGUUUUGUGUUUGGUGAGAAGAGGGCGUUGAAAGGGGAAGGUGAUCAGAGUGAUGAUGAUGAGGGGCUUACGUUGUAUGCUUGUUGUAAGCAUUUGAUUGCCUAUGACUUGGAGAAGUGGAAAAAUUUCAGUAGAUAUAGUUUCAAUGCUGUGGUGUUAAAUUGA
Molecule: messenger RNA, 768 nt
Organism: Pistacia vera
Lineage: Eukaryota; Viridiplantae; Streptophyta; Magnoliopsida; Sapindales; Anacardiaceae
Product: probable beta-D-xylosidase 6
Exons: 2
Coding region: 1-768 (255 amino acids)
Biological process (GO): arabinan catabolic process; xylan catabolic process
Cellular component (GO): plant-type cell wall
Molecular function (GO): alpha-L-arabinofuranosidase activity; xylan 1,4-beta-xylosidase activity
Source: RefSeq, a predicted model, not a curated record